Molecule: messenger RNA, 1520 nt
Organism: Coffea eugenioides
Lineage: Eukaryota; Viridiplantae; Streptophyta; Magnoliopsida; Gentianales; Rubiaceae
Product: shikimate kinase, chloroplastic
Exons: 11
Coding region: 258-1148 (296 amino acids)
Cellular component (GO): chloroplast
Molecular function (GO): shikimate kinase activity
Source: RefSeq, a predicted model, not a curated record
UUCUCACACCUACCCCCGAGGCCCCCCACAUUCUCAUCUACAGAGCUUUUUAGUAACUCCAUAGUGAAGAAGGACCACCACCAACCACCAUCACCAAGAAAAUAGCACAAAAACUCACCUAAUACUCCCGGUCUUCUCCUCUUCUUUGAUUUUCAGGUAAUCCCAUCAGCAACGACUCCUCUUCUUCCUUUCUUCCAACAUCCCACGUCAGGACUAGUGUAAAGCCAAAAUAGAAAAGAUUCUUAAGUGGGAUUUCCAUGGAGGCAAAAGUUGUACAGAGUUUGCAAUGGUCAACGUUGAAUAGCUCCGAAAAUAUUAUGAGGAGACCGAGUAGUUCAUUGCGUUAUAGGAAAAGAUUUAAUGGAAACGAUCAGAGGCAUCAUCAAACUCUUGCUUCUUGUCAUCUUGGAUUUGGAAAAGGCGUAAUUGGGCAGAGAUCAGUGGUGUUGAAAGUUUCAUGUUCUUCGCAGAAUGUUUCAGCUUCGGUGCUAGAAUCUGGAAGUGUUCCAACAUCCUCUGAUGAAGCUGUGAUCUUGAAGAAGAAGUCAGAAGACAUUGAACCAUAUCUAGAUGGACGCUGUAUAUAUCUUGUUGGAAUGAUGGGUUCUGGAAAAACUACUGUUGGCAGGAUUUUGUCCGAAACUCUUGGCUAUUCGUUUUUUGACUGUGACACGCUAAUAGAGCAGGCUGUUGGGGGGACUACUGUUGCUGAGAUCUUUAAGUUAUAUGGCGAGUGCUUCUUUAGAGACAACGAGACUGAAAUAAUACGAAAGCUGUCCUCAAUGCAGCGGCUAGUUGUAUCGACAGGUGGGGGUGCAGUUGUUCGGCCCAUUAAUUGGAAGUACAUGCAUAAAGGAAUUAGUGUUUGGCUGGACGUACCUUUAGAAGCCUUGGCACGGAGAAUUGCAAAAGUAGGAACUGAUUCACGUCCCCUUCUGCAUGGAGAAUCAGGAGAUGCCUAUACAAAGGCUCUCAAGCGUUUGUCUACCCUUCUUGAGGAUAGGGGAGAAGCCUAUGCCAAUGCCAGCGCAAGAGUUUCCCUUGAGAAUAUUGCAGCUAAGUUGGGAUGCAAAGAUGUCUGUAAUCUCACUCCUACUGCAAUCGCCAUUGAGGCACUUGUACAAAUUGAGAACUUCUUGAAGAAAUAAGAAGGCACCAGAGUUAGUAGUGAGGACGAGGCAAAGUUUUUUCUCGUAUGUGGCAAUGAUUCAUUGAAGUGCCUGUUUUCGUUUUCCAGUGGCGAAGGUCGCAUGAGUUUCACAUACUCUUCUUUUUGACCAUUUUAGGGUGCAGUGCUGUAUCCUCAGUAGGCUGCAUUAGACACUGCAGGGUGGGUUAAAGUAAUUCAUGUAUAGGCUAUCUCUCUGUCUUCUAUCUGUAAAAUACUACAGUGGUCAGCAAGGAAGGAUUGUCAGCAUUCUUUGUAAGCAUGUUCACUACAUAAUGAUUUAAGCAUCAAUUCAGCUUGUUGACCACAACUGUUGUGUUUUAGUGCAAAUAUACGUCACUUUUAAUGUUCA